Messenger RNA from Fulvia fulva, 537 nucleotides. RefSeq names its product AB hydrolase superfamily protein. The transcript has a single exon. NCBI's taxonomy places the organism in Eukaryota, Fungi, Ascomycota, Dothideomycetes, Mycosphaerellales, Mycosphaerellaceae. The record is from RefSeq and is a predicted model, not a curated record. The coding region runs from base 1 to 537 and encodes 178 amino acids. Gene Ontology annotation, molecular function: hydrolase activity.
AUGACUAUGCAGGCGCACGGCUUCGCAUGUCUUCGGGCAUACAUCAAUACGCGCUGCUACGUACUCCGUUCAUCAUGGCUGUCCCCAGACACCCAGCCAACCUCCACGAAAUCGUACGGGCGGACAGACCUCUUCGCUAGUCGUGUCUUCAUACCAAAGUCAGCUUCGACCACUGGUCAAGCCCAGCGGCUUCCGCUCGUCAUCUGCGUGCAUGGUGGAGGUUUUAUCCUCAACAAUCCGUCUUUCGACGAUCCUCUCGCUCGACGACUAGCUGACAUCGUCAAUUGUGUCGUCGUGAGCAUCGACUACCGCAAAGCACCGCAGAGCAAGUUCCCCGCAGCAUACAACGACAUCGUCGAGCAGUCUCUCGCGGUCAUCAACGACAAAGAUCUUCCUAUCGGCAGUACAAAAGUUGUACUCUGCGACAGCUCAGCUGGAGGUAACCUUGUCCUCGCCGCUGCACAGCAUCCAGAAAUCCGAUCGAGGCUGGUAGACGUCCUCGGACUGUACCCGCUCUGCGAAGUGGGCAUCUGCUAA